AUGAAGGGCUGUGAAGGUUUCAACUUACCGGCGGCCUGGAUUGUGGUGGUGCUCAGCCUGUACGUGGGGCGGAUGCAGGCGGCGGUGAGCCUGCCGCCGGAAGCCCGGCAGUUGAGGCGGCAGUUUUACAAGAAGCUCAACACGUGUGCGCCCGUGGAGCCGUUUGUUAGGCAUCAAGUGGAGCUUUGGUGGGGCCGAGAUAAGACCAUCACGGCCAAGCUGCUUAAGCUGCUCUAUGCUGAUUGCAUGGUUAAUGCAGGUGCACCAUCUUACCCAGUGCUGUUGGGAAGAAGAGAUGGAAUGGACUCAAAAGCAUCCUGGGUUGAUCUCCCAUUGCCUUCAAUUUCUGUGACACAAGGCUUGGCUUACUUCCAAUCUAAGGGCUUGGAUUCACAAGAUUAUGCUACACUUCUAGGUUCACAUACCUUAGGGAAAACACACUGCAGGUACGUAAACGACCGGCUUUACAACUUCAACAAGACCGGAAAACCCGAUCCAAGCAUGAGCCGAGCCACGCUCGACAACCUGAGGCAACAAUGCCCACAAACACUAAGGAACAAAGAUCCAACCGUGUUCUUGACCAGUCAAAGCGGAGCUCAGUACAGAUUCACAAACAAAUACUACUCUAAUGUUCUAUCAUUUGAUUCGGUACUAGGGGUGGACCAAGGGCUACUGUACAACUACAACACGUCUCAAUUGGCGCUCGAGUAUGCCGGGAGCAUGGAGCAGUUUAAAAGGGCAUUUGCAUUGUCAGUCACUAGAAUGAGCAGUCUCAAGGUGUUGACAGGGAAGCAAGGGGAGAUUCGGCGCAACUGCCGUUAUACUAACAAGAAUAAUCCGUACAUCAACUAG
Striga asiatica is the source of this 852-nucleotide messenger RNA. The record is from the annotation of a GenBank genome assembly. NCBI's taxonomy places the organism in Eukaryota, Viridiplantae, Streptophyta, Magnoliopsida, Lamiales, Orobanchaceae.